Nothobranchius furzeri (turquoise killifish) is the source of this 1794-nucleotide messenger RNA. It is a transcript of the gene tmbim1a, whose product is annotated as transmembrane BAX inhibitor motif containing 1a. Gene Ontology annotation, biological process: negative regulation of apoptotic signaling pathway. NCBI's taxonomy places the organism in Eukaryota, Metazoa, Chordata, Actinopteri, Cyprinodontiformes, Nothobranchiidae. Gene Ontology annotation, cellular component: Golgi apparatus; endoplasmic reticulum. The record is from RefSeq and is a predicted model, not a curated record.
CCACCCUGCCUUCCCCACAGUUCCAGGAAGCCUGGUCAACAGGCGCUUCACAUCUUUCCUGCAGCUCCCAGCGGACCGCCCAGGCCGUCCAGCACCAACGGAAAACCGUUUUCAGGAGGUGGAGAGGACACGACUGACUACCCGGAAAUAACUCAGUCGUCUGGGAUUAACUAGCACCCGGUGGAGGGCUCGUAGAUCGGCAUCAAUGUCCAGGUCAGACUACCCCCCAGCCUACGAUGACUCACGUGGCCCUCUCACUGGGCCUCAGGGCGGGGGCUACCCUCCAGCACCGCCGGCGUACGGCUUCCCCAGCUUCGGUGGUCUUCAGCCAGGCCAGCCCCCUGCUCCCUACCCUGCUAGUCCAAAUGUCCCUCUGUACCCGGGCCAGCCAGGGGGAUAUCCUCCCGGUCCUUACCCAGGACAACCUCAACCCUCUGGGCCUCCAGGUCCAGGCUACUACCCUCCUCCUCCCCCCAUGCCUCCUAUAAUCCCUCCUACCAUUCCAUCAGAUGUCCUGAACUCAGGUGAUGAUUUUGCAGCAAGUGGCAGCGGCUGGGACAACCUGAGCAUUCGACACGCCUUCAUCAGAAAGGUUUAUAUGAUUUUGGCGUCUCAGCUCCUCCUCACCACCGCCAUCGUGGCCAUCUUCACAUUUGCUGUCCCUGUUAGGACAUUUGUUCAGAGGAACCCGGCCGUUUACUGGGCAUCGUAUGCCAUUUAUUUCAUCACCCACAUAGUGCUGGUGUGUUGUAAGGGCCCACGGAGGAAGUUCCCCUGGAACGUCAUUCUGCUGCUCAUCUUUACUCUGGCUUUGUCCUACAUGACUGGCACUAUAUCCAGUUACUACGACACCAAAGCUGUGUUUCUGGCUCUCGGCAUCACCGCAGUCGUGUGUAUCGCCGUCACAGUCUUCUGCUUCCAGACAAAGGUGGACUUCACCAAGUGCCAGGGCCUUUUCUGUGUCCUUGGGAUUGUGGUAUUUGUGACUGGAAUCAUUACAGCUAUUGUGCUUUCCUUCAAAUACAUCCUGUGGCUUCACAUGCUUUAUGCAGCGAUCGGAGCCAUAGCUUUCACUCUGUUCCUGGCAUACCACACACAGCUGCUGAUAGGAAACAGGAAGCACUCGAUCAGUGAGGAGGAGUAUGUGUUUGCUGCUCUCUCGAUCUACGUCGACAUCGUCCAAAUCUUCUUGUUCCUGCUGCAGAUUAUAGGAGCUGCUACCAAAUGAAACUUUCAGCGUGCAAACUGGGUCAGCUGGGGGCUGUGGCGCAUCAAGCUGCCGUCUCUACUUUAUUUUCAUCUCCUUUUCCAGGAAAAAAAAAUACAUUUUUCUAAUCAGGGAACACAUCUAAGGGCUGAGUUUGAGAUUAGACCUAUACUCCAAAAAGCACGUUUAUACUUUAUCUAAUGGGACUAGAGUGUCAGCUGUCGUUUCUCCUCUACCAGGGAUGAACAUUAUUCUCAGCUUACUUUAUAUCACACAGCUCUAAAUAAUUCCUUGGUGGUUCGGAGAAGAGGUCUGCUUUAUGGCAUGAAGACACUUCUGUGCAUUUGUUAGUGUUCAGUCAGAUUAGGGAGUGUUUCCCAGCAGGGCGGAGAUUUUUCCACAUUACUGGGAUUUAAGUUCAAAAGCCGCACCCUGCUGGAGCGCCACGCUUCUUUACGUAUAAACAAGCCAAAGAUACACAGAGCCUUUAUUCAGACAGACGGGAUAAAAAGCAGAGAGGUGAAACGUUGUAAAUACAUAUUAUUAGAAUCUGUUUGACUUUUUAAUAUUAAACUUUUUCUUGAGUC